This is a messenger RNA of Protopterus annectens (West African lungfish), 3146 nucleotides long. It is a transcript of the gene SAXO6, whose product is annotated as Mdm1 nuclear protein. Lineage: Eukaryota; Metazoa; Chordata; Ceratodontiformes; Protopteridae. Gene Ontology annotation, molecular function: microtubule binding. Gene Ontology annotation, biological process: negative regulation of centriole replication. Bases 99 to 2360 code for a protein of 753 amino acids. The transcript has 14 exons. The record is from RefSeq and is a predicted model, not a curated record.
AGGAGUAUGUUUACAGCUUGAGCGGAAGUUUUAAGCUGUGGAGAUGUAUACGCAGUGAUCUUUAACCUUUUUUUAGCUGAUCUUGUUAACCGACUAAAAUGCCCUUACGAUUUAAGGGGGUGACAGAAUACAAGAAGAACUAUGGAUCGUGGGAUUCAAAGCAGUCCGAGCGCUUCGUUUCACCUCAUAAACAAAAAUCACGAUGGGCUGGUCUUCGAUCUUAUCAGCUAGGAAUCACAAAAGAGCCCAGCUUUACAUCAAAGAAGAAGGUCGCUUAUUAUACUCCACAGGUCUCCAAAUCUUUUCAGUGGGAAUGGGACAGUGAAGCAGAGAAGAAUGUUGAUCCACCAUUGAGGUUAGAUGCAACACUGAGGGCAGAUGUGCCUAAGCUUAUAAAAACACAUGAAGCAACCACUAAUAGUCAGUCAGUUAACCAGACUAUUCAAACACCAGUUGCACCAAGGGAUGAAAAAGUACCUCAGUUACAAUCUACAAGCCACAAUGUUUCAUCUCUACCACAGUCUCCAGUAAAAAAUAAUGACAAGACAGCUGAGGUUGUAUUGAAAGAAGAUGGUAACUUAAAGCCUAAAAAAAGAAACUCAAGAACUACAGGCAAUGGGCUUCACAGGGUUCUACAGAAGAAAGCGGGUCUGAUACAUAAACCAGUGAAGAAUUUAGCUAGAAGUUCUGAAUAUGACCGACAGUUUGUUUGGAAGACUCCAGCAAAAACUUCCCCAUUAUUAUCAGCAGAGCAGAUAUUUAACCAACACAGUAAAACUAUUCCUCCUUGUAAAUCAAAAGCAACUACUUGGCAAACUACAUAUGAAAGAGAAUUUAAAGGAUCACCCCCACCGAAAGGGCCAAGGUUACGAAAACAUUUGGAAGAAAAAGAAAUGGCUAUGUAUGAGCAAGAAAAUAUUUCACCAAAAAAGAAAGCAAAGAAGAAGAUGAAGGAGAAAUUGUCAUUGGAUGUGCCAGUGAGGAAAGAGCUGCAGGAGAAUGAACAGCCCGAUGAGAACCAUAUACUGAAAUCUCAGAAUCGCCACUCACCGGGGUCUCCACGUAAACGUCAUGGGAAAUUCAGAACAGAAUAUAAAUCCAACUUUUUAUCACCAACAAACAAUGUAGCUUGCAUAAAGGACUAUCUUGACAUUUGGGAAGAGGUGAAAGAAGUAAAAGAAAAAGCUAGAGAAUACAAACAACGCGCUCUUGGAACACAUUUUUCCCGGGAUCAUUUAAAUCAAAUUAUUUCUGAAAAUAACAGAUUGUGGGAAGAGUCAGAUUCUUCUUCAGAUGAGGAGGACAAAGAGGAUAUAAGUCACAAUAUCAAAGCUUUGGAUUUAGCAAGGAAUUUGAAAAAGAGGUCUGCACAUCCUUCAAAAGUAAAAAAACUUCAGUCACAAACUAAUGCACAUUCAAAGAACUUACAAACCAGUCCAAGCAAAGAAAAUGUAGGAUUAUCAAAUACUUCUACUCUCCCAGUAAAAAGCAAACUGGCAUGGAGUAGCAGUGAACCUUCUGAAGAUGUGGAGCAGCAGGAUGAAUUAAAACAGAAAAAUUAUACUGACCGUAGAUUGGAAAUGGAAAGGGUUGCAGAGAAAAAGGUUGAAGUAGAGGACAAACUAGACAAUGCGACAGAGGAUGAGAACGUGCAUAGUGAUUUAUCUGACAGCUCGUCAACAAUGGUCCUCAGUUCUGAAGGAGGCAGACAUCCCACGCCAAAGUUGAAAACAGCAGGGGGAGUGCAACGGACUCAUCACGACCGUACCACACCAACUAUUGGGGGUGCAGUUUUGGUUUCACCACCUAAACACAAAUCGCCAACACCAGAGGUCCACAGAAUUCAUCUUUCUCAAGAAGGAUCAUCUCCUUUAAGGCAAUCCAAAUGUGAAUCAUCUAUUAAAUCAAACAAGGUUGAUGGUAGUACAACGCUGCAGCGCUCGCCAGCUGCUGGUAUUAAAACAUGUGAUCCUUUGCCUAUAAGAGAAGAAGACUGGCCUGCUACUAAUACUGAAGUAUUGGGUUCUGAUUUGAAGACAACACUAUUACAUUUGGCAGUGCCAAAACCCAAGACCACAUCUCAAGCUCAGACAUCUGUGCAUGCAUCCAGUUCCCGAUUUUGGAGCCCUACCUGUCGCAUUCAGGGGUCUCUCAGAGAUGCAGAAUUUCAACAUAAUAAAAAUGUUAUUGGCCCAAGGCUCAGCUUUUACAGAUCAUCAGCUUCACAAGAAAUAACCAGCAAUGAUGACGAUGAUGAAAGACUGUCUCAGAUAUCUGCCAGAUCUGCAGCAUCAAGCUCACUUGCUUCUUCCCUACUGGAACGUGCUGAGAAACGAAGACAUUUCUGGAAAACAACCUGAUAUAUGAGAACCAUGGCUGACUUACCCUUUGAGGAGUUUAUGUACUCAUGUUUUGCAGUAUCACUGUAUAACAUUAUGCUGUUGGAAUUACUGUUUUUACAGCUUCACACAUUUUAUAAUAAUUAUGUUUGAUUUGUAUUACAUUGUAUGUUUGGUAAGUAUUGCAAUGUCAAACAGAGUUUUAACAAGUAAACUGCUUUCAGAUGCUUUCUAAGAUAAAUAUGUUGGUGACUAAGUUAUUCAACUUCUUUCUUAUAAUUUUAAUUUAACAUUGCUGGCAGAUGAGAACAGUACCCAUGAGAAAAGAAAGUUUAGUAAAAUCUCACAUUCUCUGAAUGUGGAAUUUGUGGUGAAUUGUCAGAUAUGCCCCCCAAACACACACACACACACACACACACACACACACACACACACACACACACACACACACAAAAAUAUAUUUCUUCCAGAAGAUGGUUUGCACAACUGCAGUAGAAAUGUAUUCAAGCAAUAGCCGAUGAUGUGGUGUGUUAUAUGGAAGCUUUACCCACGGUUGGUAUGGUUUAAUCACGAGGGCGAAGCUCAAGUGAUUAAAUAAAGCCAACCAUGGGUAAAUCUUCAAUAUAACACAACGACGGAGUCGGUUGUUGCUAUUAUACAAUGACAUUAUUUAAGAAAAAACUUACUUUUCUUAAAUAAUGUCUUUGUAUAACGGCGCAUUACUAUUCUUCUGCCGGUGGUAGUAUACGGCUUCCUUGUGUUGAUGUACUGCGCAUGCAUAUGGGACUUGCAUUUGUAAGCAUACCC